AAAACUUUCUCAUCCCCGCCAAAGCCCCCUAUCCCUGCUCAGCAUGAAACCUUGGUCUGUACUGUCUGGACUUCACUAGUGACUUCAGCAUGGCCCUAGAAACUGGAAACCAACCGAUCUUACAAUUUGUUAAACGUUACCCGACCUCCACGAAUGAACAAACUCCCUGGACUGGACUUACCUUCACUCUUGAUAUUGGUUCAGAUAUUUUUUGGGAGAAGUUGAAGAAUGCUUACCCAUCAAUAACUGAUCAUAAACAGCGCAAGCACAAGGCUGUUAUCGAAUUUCUGGAAGCUGAACUCCAGGAUAUGAAGAUGAAGGAAAGGCAGCGAGCAGGCGGAACAGUUAACGUCGAGAGCGAAAACCUCACCAGUCCUAAGAGUUUUUCAACUGACUUCUUUGAUGCUCUUGGGAACGAAAGCGGACCAGGGAGUGCAUCACCCCGUAGUGGCACCUCAUCUGCAGCAAGCCCCCAUCAAGAAUCACAGCCUGGGGAUCUUCCUCAAUCCAACCAAAAUCAGGACGUCGGCUCCGGACCGCUACCCCCGCCAACACAGACAUCGUCGGGCCAAACCAUCGUGUUUAGUGCCUACGAUGGUACUACAGUCCAACCAAAAACGAGGAAGAAAAUGACUCUUGAGGAGCGCCGCGCGUAUGCAGAAACGCGCAAGAGAGGAGCAUGCCCAAGGUGCAAGCAAUCGAAAGGAAGAUGCACCCACUUCGAAGAUUCGGCAAACCAAUCAUAUGGAACAUGUACCCCGAAGCCGGGCAUGAAGAGGAAAUAUAAGGGACUCACUCAGUGCAAGUUGGGGCCGAAGAAGGCGCUCAAACUUGAGGAAACAGCAGACUGCCUCAAUCGAGCUCUAGACAAACCGCGACCUGAUACGUGUCCGGGAGUCGCCCCGCAUAAUCUCAGUGAUGCCUUGGUGGUAACCCCUUCCUCGGGCGAUCCGUUUACUGGCGGACCUGGGGGGGUCGAUGGGGCAUAUAAUGUGCCUGACAAACAGAAACCAAUGUACGUACCCAAUCAACCGACAUCGGAGCCGUUUGAAACUCCAAUACCUGGAGAUGAAGAUUCGAGAUGGCCAUAUCCCAGCAACCAGGAUUAUUAUGAUUCCAUAUACCUUCAAGAUGGCUCUAGUGUGACUAGACCGCAUUCUCCACCCUCUCUUCACCAAACCCUGGACCCAAUGAUGUAUAUGCCUUCUCACCUGGAUUCCCAAUACUUGAAUCCUGAUAGAUAAACUGUCCCGACCCUCGUCUGGAAAAUGCCGGUCCCAGCUAGGAUACCAGUCCCACAGGAUCUCGAAACUCAACAAAAAGGAGCUACAUGGAGUAUAAUACCUGUGAAUUUCCCUGUGUGUCUGUGGACCUUAGGCAUACAUGCCAGGAUCUCGAGAGCAUAAAUCCUCAGGAGCCUGUGCCGUGGCCCGCUAGGCGUUCCAUACCGUUCCACUUCUGCCCGUUAGCUGUUCAUGCUCACAUCUGUAUGGGAUCUGUUUGAUUAAGAUAAUUGGCCUUCCACCCUAACCCAGAACCCGUCUUUUGAUCAGUGCAGCCUUUCUACCGGCAAUAGUGCCUUUAGAACACAUUUACAUGGAUGAAGCUCCUGCUAUAAGGCUAUAGUUAUACAACAUCCUCGGGCUAUCGGCUAUCGUCCC
Messenger RNA from Lindgomyces ingoldianus, 1661 nucleotides. RefSeq lists its product as uncharacterized. The coding region runs from base 90 to 1244 and encodes 384 amino acids. The transcript is spliced from 4 exons. Lineage: Eukaryota; Fungi; Ascomycota; Dothideomycetes; Pleosporales; Lindgomycetaceae. The record is from RefSeq and is a predicted model, not a curated record.